AUUAAUGUGUGAAAGAAUCAAUUCUACAAAGAACCCCCACUGCAGUGGAAUAAUAAUAAUAAUAAUAAUGAUAAUUUUAAAAAUACUUUAAGUAUGUCAGUUACCCUUGUAUUAGCUGUUGGAAUGGAUGAGAAUUGCUUCCUUACAUUCUCUGUCCCUUGGAUGUUUUCUGAGAACAGCUGGUUUCAGUAGGUAGAAGAGUACGACUGACUCUUGUGUGCCAGUCCCUGUGCGUGACUUCAGUCCCAAAUAAUGUAGUCUCUUGGAGAGUGUAAAGUGCCCCAUCAUUAUUCAUGGCUCUAGAAGUGGGUUGAACAGUAGUGUAAGGUUCAGAAAAAGAUCCCAUGGGUCAAUGAAAGUAUCAGCCAGAAAUGCCUUGGGCUUAAUGGCCUAGCAAGUAAAACUCUUUGAGGCAGUACAGAAAUAAAAGUACAAAAGCAUGUCAUUUGGUGACACGAGCUGGAGCUGCUGAACUAGCAAGAAUCAGUCUAGAAAGGAGUAAAGUUGUAUGGUAAAUGGCUGGGAUUUGAGCAGAUAUUCAACCAAACUGCAAAUCUCCUGCAUCUUUAAAUAAGCAAAGCGAUACUUAAAAGCGAGAAUAGUAGGGAAAUCAGAGGUGCAAACAGACUCCACUUGAUCUUUUCUUUGCUGGACAUGAAGAUACAGUAUUAGACACCAACAUGUCAGAGAGUGAGGCUCUAGAGCAAACUGAUCCUUUACAUGGCACCGGUGUGCAAGUCACUUACACCAAGAGGGAUUUAAAAGGGGGUUUUGCCUCAAAAUCAUUAAAACGGUUCUGUUUCUGGAGGAGUGUAUAAUAGCAAAUGGUAUAUGUAGGCUUUUAUAAGAAUGCAGACAGAUAUGCAAACUUACAAUAUUGCAUGUAUUCUUUGUAGAUUUCUGUCUGAUACAAUAAAAACAAAACAAGAAGUGGUGCAAGGUCUGGUAAACAUGUAAAUACUUUCUUUAGAAAGGAAAAUCACUUCUCUUAUGCAACUGUGCAGAAGACUAAGCAGCAAUGAUGCUGGAGGUAAACUUGUGUUGUAGCUCAAAGUUUGUCUAAAGCAAAAGUGUAAAUAACAUGAAUCUUUUUGAUGUGGGGGGAAAAAAGCUAACUGCAAGGGGAGUGAGGAAAGGGCUCAGACUUCAGGGCUAGAUCUUGUUCACGUAGUGUAUUUAGGAUGUGAAAAAAGGAGGACAGGAAGGAAAAACUGCAGAUAAUAUUUAAAGAAAAUGCCUAUCUUAGAAAAUGGUGAAUAAAAUCCUCAGUAUCAAAGACAGAAGAAAAGAAAGAAACUUAUUCUCUUGUCAACUGGAGAACUUCAAAUGCUACCAGCCUGCCACACUUCCCACUGUUAUUUUCCGCCUGUAUUAGGCCUUUAGAAACUCGUAGUACUCCUGUCAUUCUCAGCCUCUCCUUAGUCUGAGUUCUUGCUGCCGGAGAGGGAAGGAAUUGCAGGUUAGGUCAAGGGCGUGUAGAAAUGCUGAGCAAAGGCUGGAGCAGCAAGCAGUUCUCAAAAGCCAAGCAGGAUCUCAGCUGUGGGCAUACAUGCAUGUAUUUUUUAGGUAUGAAGUUUAACUUCAAGCCCUAAAAAACAAACAUUGCGGGGGGUUGAUUUUUCAACUUUCACCUGAAGUGUUGUUCUCCUUCUUGGAACUGAUGAGUCAGAAGUGGUACCUCUUGUUCAGCAGUGCUCAUCUGAAGGGAAAGCCUGUUGUAAACUUAGAGAGGCAUGGGCUUGUCGAUGCUUGCUGCUUAAUACGGUGACCAACUCCUAUGAGAUUCGAAGCCGGUUUUUUAAUGGCUGCAAAUGAACUGGAUUGAUUUCUUGGAUUUGGACACAUCGUCCAAAAUGAACAGAAAGUUUGUUCUGCUGUGCAAGGGCUGUGACUUCUCAGGCUGAGCGCUGAGAGCUGCUGUGUGGCAGCUGCAGGAGUAUCUCUUACCACCAUCUUCUGGAAGUCACCUAGAACUACAACCUGUCAGAAGUGCUUGGCAGUGUCUUAGGAUGUGCAAGUAGUAAGUCAAAAUGGGAAGUAUGGAUGUCUUAGUGAAAUGUGUGCUGAUUAAUAUUAUCUUCUCUCUUCAGCCCAUUUGUCAGGCAGCUUUUAAUAACGAUUUCAAUGAAGUUCAGCUCCUUUUGGAGCGCAACAGCAACUAUCUGAACAUCCAGGACAGCUUUGGUGGAGACACCCCCUUAAUUUGUGCAUGUAAACAGGGAAACAACAGGAUAGUUAGCUAUCUUCUAAACAGAAAUGCUGAUGUCAACCUCAGAAACAAGAAGGACCGCACUUGUCUGCAUUAUGCUGUGAGAAAACGGUUUACCUUCCUUGACUAUGUGCUCAUCAUAAUCCUCAUGCCAGUUAUGCUUCUUGGGUAUCUUCUCAUGGUCUCAAAGACUAAACAGAAUGAAAACCUGAUCAAGAUGUUACUUAGAGCUGGAGCUGAUGUUAAUGCUACAGACUUUUCUGGUAGCACAGCCCUUCACUAUGCUUGCAAAAUGAAAAACCAGGCAGUCAUUCCUCUACUGCUUGAAGCUCACGCAGACACUUCUGUAAAGAAUCAGGAUGGGGAGACUCCCUUAGAUAUAGCAAGAAGAUUGCAGUUCCACAACAUUGAAAGCAUGCUAAAGAAAAGUUCGUAGUCAUCAAGGACUCUUGAACAUGCAGAAAAUUACCUCAUUUGGCAAUCCACCUUGCACAGCAGCGGGAGUCCUGCAGAGCGUUGGGGGCUGUUACUUGAUAAAGAGUUGGUCCAAAUCCACCCAUGCCUUGCUGCAGACUUCGACUAUUUUGUGUGAGACUUGUCAGUACCCCCAAGGCCACGUGGGCUGAAAGGAGUUAAUUUGAUUUUACUAAGCCGUGAAUGAUUACAAUAGUGUUCAAAAUAUUGCUCUUCUCAUCUGCUUCCUCUGGUUUAUUACUUGACUUGCACAGACUGGAUUUUGAAAGCUAGCUAUAACAUUUCUGGAAGUCUAAACAUUGCACAUGAUGGUUGGCAACCAAAUGCAAAAAUAAAAUUUCCUUUAGAGUGUGCGUUACUUGUCCCAGAGGGGAUACACCUGACAACUGAACAUUAUGCCACAGCAGUUUAUACAAAGUCUAGUACCCUUCCUCUUAGUAUUUCUAUUCCUACAACAGGAGUGACCGGGAAAACAGAUCUCUCAGCUUAGCACUUCCUCCUUCCAUCCCUGCUACAAGUUUCACACACCUUAUUCUCAGUAUGUUGCUACAAGGGAAGGAUUAUCUUCUGGUUUUUUUUCAUAUAAGAAACAGCAAAAAGAGAUUCAAUGAGUUGCUGGAGACCACAAAGAAAGCCAGUUCCUGGGUUGCUUUAUUGCAUUAAGAAAUAAUAAUGAAAAUAUGUUUGGCGUGGUACAGAAACAAGUCCCUUGACUACAUUUCCAAUAUAGCAGUGUACUAAAGAAAAAAAAAAUCAAUAAAUGAAAUGCUGUUGAUGGGAACCAGAUGCAUCCUUCCCAUGGGACUGGACAGGUUACCAUGGUUUUCAGAGUGGUGCAUGCAGCAGGGGAUGCAUAUACCAAAACAAUAAUAAAUUCAUGAGUCUUCUCUUGUAUAGGUGAAGGUAGAAGAAAACCUGCAGUGGUAAGCAAUGUAUUAAUGUGGCCUGGCGCUUUGUGAUUUAAUAAUGCAGGAAUAAAGGGUAAUCUCCUUUCAAA
Harpia harpyja (harpy eagle) is the source of this 3680-nucleotide messenger RNA. It is a transcript of the gene ANKRD22, whose product is annotated as ankyrin repeat domain 22. Gene Ontology annotation, molecular function: protein binding. Lineage: Eukaryota; Metazoa; Chordata; Aves; Accipitriformes; Accipitridae. The transcript has 5 exons. The record is from RefSeq and is a predicted model, not a curated record. Bases 2031 to 2645 code for a protein of 204 amino acids.